This is a messenger RNA of Mus pahari (shrew mouse), 2272 nucleotides long. It is a transcript of the gene Znf18, whose product is annotated as zinc finger protein 18. Lineage: Eukaryota; Metazoa; Chordata; Mammalia; Rodentia; Muridae. The transcript has 7 exons. Gene Ontology annotation, molecular function: DNA-binding transcription factor activity, RNA polymerase II-specific; RNA polymerase II cis-regulatory region sequence-specific DNA binding. The coding region runs from base 188 to 1858 and encodes 556 amino acids. Gene Ontology annotation, biological process: regulation of transcription by RNA polymerase II. The record is from RefSeq and is a predicted model, not a curated record.
GCCCCGGCGCCGCGCACCGCCUGGGCCGCGGAAGCGCGCAGCUGUCCAGCUUCCGGAAGUGCGCCGGAGCGGGCGGCUUGGGCGGAGCAUUGACUCUCAUUCCUCAACAUCCUAGAAGACACAGUUCUCUCUAGAGACUGCUCCAUCCUGGAAGCCUCUCGCCUAAAAGGUCCCGAGAAGCCUGACAAUGCCUGUUGACUUGGGGCAGGCCCUGGGCCCGCUUCCUUUUCUGACCAAGGCCGAGGAUGCCACAUUCUCUGCAUCAGAUGCCACCCAGCAAAGGGAGCUUGCCAACCCUGAGACUGCUCGCCAGCUUUUCAGGCAGUUUCGUUACCAGGUGAUAUCUGGGCCCCAGGAGACCCUGAGACAACUCCGGAAGCUCUGUUUCCAGUGGCUGCGGCCAGAGGUUCACACCAAAGAGCAGAUCCUGGAGAUCCUCAUGCUGGAGCAGUUUCUGACCAUCCUCCCUGGGGAGAUCCAGAUGUGGGUGAGGAAACAGUGUCCAGGCAGUGGAGAAGAGGCAGUGACGCUAGUGGAAAGCUUGAAGGGAGAUCCCCAGAAACUGUGGCAGUGGAUCAGCAUCCAAGUUCUAGGACAAGAGAUUCCAUUCGAGAAGGAGAAUUCAACACACUGCCCUGGGGACAGGUUGGAGCCCGCACUGGAGGUGGAGCCCUCGAUGGAAGUGGUACCUCAGGACCUGCCCCUUCGGAAUUCAUCCUCAGCACCUGGGGAGCUACUGAGCCAUGGUGUGAAAGAGGAAUCAGACAUGGAGCCAGAAUUAGCUCUGGCUGCUUCCCAGCUUCCUGCCAGACCUGAGGAGAGGCCUGUUAGAGACCCAGAGGUGGGAACAGCACUUCUCCCAGCGCUACAGGAGGAGCAGUGGAGACACCUGGAUUCUACUCAGAAGGAACAGUACUGGGAUCUCAUGCUGGAGACCUAUGGGAAAAUGGUCUCAGGAGUAGCAGGUGUUUCCAACUCCAAACCUGACCUGCCUAACUUAGCAGAAUAUGGGGAAGAGCUGGUGGGGCUGCACCUUCACGGCGCUGAGAAGAUGGCGAGACUCCCCUGCAAAGAAGACAGACAAGAAAAUGACAAAGAGAACCUAAACUUGGAAAAUCACAGGGACCAGGGAUGUCUGGAUGUUUUCUGUCAGGCAUCAGGUGAGGCUCCACCACAGACUGCCUUGAGUGAUUUCUUCGGUGAGAGUGAGCCACAUCACUUUGGAGGAGACAGUGUCCCAGAAGCUCUGGAAAACCUUCAGGGUGAGGGAACUGGGGCACAUCUCUUUCCUUAUGAAAGGGGCUCUGGGAAACAGCCAGGUCAGCACAUACAGAGCUCAUCCUCGGGAGAACUGUCUGCCUUGUGGCUAGAGGAGAAGAGAGAGGCCUCUCAGAAGGGACAGGCCAGAGCCCCCAUGGCCCAGAAACUGCCCACUUGCAGAGAGUGUGGGAAAACCUUCUAUAGGAAUUCACAGCUUGUUUUUCACCAAAGGACUCAUACCGGAGAGACAUACUUUCAUUGCCGCAUUUGCAAAAAAGCCUUUCUACGAAGCUCAGACUUUGUGAAACAUCAGAGAACUCACACAGGAGAGAAGCCCUGUAAAUGUGAUUACUGUGGGAAAGGCUUUAGUGACUUCUCAGGCUUGCGCCACCACGAGAAAAUCCACACAGGAGAGAAACCCUAUAAAUGCCCCAUCUGUGAGAAAAGCUUUAUUCAGAGGUCAAACUUCAAUAGACAUCAAAGGGUUCAUACAGGUGAGAAACCUUAUAAAUGUACCCACUGCGGCAAGCAGUUCAGCUGGAGCUCCAGCCUUGACAAGCAUCAGAGGUCACACUUGGGGAAGAAGGCCUGCCCAUAGCCACGUCCCCAGGCACUGCAGUCCAUUGCAAGCCUGCUCAGCUCUGCCUGAAGAACUUGGACGAGAAACGACUUCCUCCUCUCAAUGUGUUGGAGGGAGAGGAGCUGGGCACUGUUUUGCUGUGGAGGGGAUGUUGUUCUGAGUUGAGUUGAGUUUUUCUUUUUGCACCAGGAAAAGAAAACAGUUCUUAUUUGUUUCAGCUGGCCUCCUAUUUUGGACCCCCUAGGAAAGACAUGCAGUGUAGAUAAUGACUGUAGUAGCUCUCCGAUGAGAGCCUGACUGGCUUCUAGAGCAGGCUCUCACAGAAGGGGAGGUAGGGUCGACUUCGAGUGCAUGCCAUCUUUGUCAGACUGGUGACAGAGUUCCUGUCUAACUGUCCCUUACUUGAAAUAAACUGAGCUGAGUUGGUCUCUA